This is a messenger RNA of Ilex paraguariensis (yerba mate), 798 nucleotides long. The record is from the annotation of a GenBank genome assembly. Lineage: Eukaryota; Viridiplantae; Streptophyta; Magnoliopsida; Aquifoliales; Aquifoliaceae.
CAGAUUCGGAGGAGUGGCCGUUAGUCAACGACCCUUUGAAGUGCUCUCUCUUAUCUAUCAAAGAUAUUUUGGAGGGUUUGCUUCUUCUCAAAGCAACGCAAAAUACCCAAAAAGGCUUGUGAUUUGAUCUGUUUGAGUCUUCUCUGCUGGUACAUAAUCACAUUUUGAAACAUGGCAGAUGAUGUUGAGUACCGCUGCUUUGUUGGUGGCCUUUCGUGGUCAACAGCUGAUAGGGACCUAAAAGAAACUUUUGAAAAGUUUGGCCAUCUUCUUGAGGCAAAGGUUGUUCUUGACAAGGUCUCUGGACGCUCUCGUGGAUUUGGAUUUGUCACUUUUGAUGAGAAGAAAGCAAUGGAAGAUGCUAUUGAAGAAAUGAAUGGCAUGGAUUUGGAUGGACGAACUAUUACAGUGGAUAAGGCUCAGCCUAACCAAGGUUCAGGUAGAGACAACGAUAGAGAUCGCCCCCGUGAUCGCGACCGUGGUCGUGAUCGCAAUCGUGAUUCCGGAGGUGGUAGGGGAUCUGGAGGUGGAGAAUGUUAUAGGUGUGGUAAGCCAGGGCAUUUUGCUAGGGAAUGUCCAGGUGAGGAGGCUCGAGGUGGCAGGUAUGGUGGCAGGGAGGACAGGUAUGGUGGUGGUGGUGGCGGUGGCGGUGGCGGUGGUGGUAGCCGUUAUGGUCCUGAUCGGACUGGAGAUCGAUUUGGUGGACGCAACAGGGAUUCUGGUGGUCAUGGUGGAGGUGAUCGAUAUAAUCGUGAACGUUCUGGACCUUAUGAUCGCCGGGGUGCUGGAAGUUUCUGA